AUGAACCGAAAAUUUAUAUUUGCAUUCCUCUUUUUGGUAGCUCUUUCCAUGAUCAAUGCAAUUCCACAUAAACUUUUUAAAAGAAUCAGUCCGUUUAUUUGUCCCCAAUCAGAAGGUUCAACGAAACCACCAAACUUUCAAGUAUCAUUUUCACCCAAUCCUCCCUCCACUGGAGAAAAGGUUAACGUUACUAUAUCCGGAAAAUUUUCGGAAGAUGUCACCGAAAAAACCACAAUUUCAAUUGGAUUAUUGGAUCGACAGGGUGAACAAUUAAAAGAAGACGCUUUUGAGUUUCCUGCAUGUGGAACUGGAUGUACUAAAGCUGGUGACCCGUAUUCCCGAACGGUGGAAGUUCAAAUACCAAAGGGUGAUCAUUACAUUGUGUUUAUUGGUGUUUCAAAUACAAAUACUGAUGUUCUAGGCUGUGAAAUGACCGCCAUUUUAUAG
Messenger RNA from Funneliformis mosseae, 447 nucleotides. The record is from the annotation of a GenBank genome assembly. NCBI's taxonomy places the organism in Eukaryota, Fungi, Glomeromycota, Glomeromycetes, Glomerales, Glomeraceae.